AUGCGUUCCUGUCCUAUUUUUCGAUAUGACUCCUUCACUUCCUUUCGUAGUGAUCUCAAGCCACUCUUCUCAUCAUUGAAAACAGUGGAAUCGGUACGCCAGGCGGUACGUCGUCAUGUUUGCGAUGUCCCUCGGCGAUAUAAAGAGACAUCUUCACAGCGGGCGAGUUGGAUUCGUGGGAAUAUUAGUCUUCUCUUUGAAGAGGCACGUAAACAUGGAAGUUACACAGUAGCACGGGCAGCGGUGGAAGUUAUUCUUGAACACCAACAACAAUUGAUAAUGGAACCGGCAUGGGUAAAGAAUGCUCUUGCAGCUUGUCGAAGUACAGAGGAAAUACGAGAAAUGGAAUUAUUACUACAAAAACAACAACAACAACGACUUGGAGUUGGUAGUGAAGAAGGUAUGAUGACAAGUCCAAUGGCUCUUACGAAUAGUUCUGAAGAUAUAUUGCCACCAGCGUUAAUGGAAGAAGAAGAUGAAGGUAAUGAUAAUAGUGAUAAUAAUAAUAAUAAUAAUAAUAAUAAUGCUCUUAUGGCUGCUGGAUAUAGUGGUUCAACCUUAGCAGCCAUGCGAUAUCGACGAGAUGAUCUUGUUACGGCUCCGAAUGUUUCUUUCUCUCGUUACUUUACACAUCAGGGAAUUGUUGUGAAUGAUGCUGAAGUAAUGCAACUCUUUAAAGCUAUGCGUGGUCGACAACCAGUGGCUUUUCGUGUACAUACUUCACAAAUGUAUGGACCGGCAGUAACGAGUCUUUUACAUGAAAGAGAAGGUAUUAAACCUUUAUCAUAUCUUCCUUCUAUGUGUGGAGCAUUUACCAUGUUAGAUACACCAGAUACACCACAUAGUGUACUCCUUUCUAAUAGACAAUUACUUCGAUCACUUUCAAAUGAACGUUUAAUUUCUUUUCAAUCAACAUCAAGUAUGUUACCCGUAAUACUUCUUGACCCACAACCAGGUGAAUCCGUUUUAGAUAUGUGUGCAUCUCCAGGAAGUAAGACCUCUCUUAUUAUAGACUACACAUCUGCUUUAUCUUUGCAAUGUGAACAAUCAACAUUAAAGAAUAUUGGUUGUGUUGUAGCAAAUGAUGCUAUUUCCUCUCGUUCUCGUCCACUUGCACAACGUUUACAAAGUUUUUCCCCUGCUAUUGCGGUAACCCAACUUCAAGGUCAAUCCUUUCCAACACAAUCCAUAACAACAGGGGGUGUUCGUUACGAUAAAGUAUUAGUCGAUGCUCCCUGUUCUGGUGAGGGUCGAAUGCAGCGGGAUGCGAUCUCGUGGCGAAUGUGGCAUCCAUUAAAAGCAGUGGAGUUCUUUCCAUCGCAAGUGGCAUUAUUACGACGAGCUGUGGAGUUGUGUGCGGCGGGUGGACGAAUUGUCUACGCCACUUGUACAUUAAAUCCAUUGGAAAAUGAAGCGGUACUGGCUACUGUAUUAGCAGAUGGGGAAGUGGAGUUAAUACGACCACCGCGUUCGUUAAUAGAGAAUAAAGAUUGGAAAUUUAGUCGUGGUUUACGACGAUGGUCAGUUCCCUCACGUGCUGGUGGAUUUCUACACAGUUUUGAAGAGGGAAAAGCCAAGGGAGAAGCCGUUAGGCGAGAACUCUUUCCACGUGAGGACUGUGAGGCUCUACAGACUUCAUUGGAGUCCUGUUGUUUGCGUGUACUUCCACAUCUUAACAACGGGGCGGAGGGAUUCUUUUUUGCGGCUCUGCGGAAAGUACGUCAAAAUUCAAAGAGCUUUACUUCUCAGACACUUCGAAUAGAGGAAAAGGCAAAUCUUCAUAGUAACAGCAAUCUUAUCAAGAAUAAUAAACAGAAUAACCAUCUAUUACCCUUUUCAACAGAUUCUAUUUUACAUACACAUGGUCUUGUACGCCUUGCAGGUGGGAAUAUGCUUCUUCAACGUCAUUUAAGUUGUUUUUUCAAUAACAAUACAUCAGAGGUGGAGAAGUUCUUAACAAGACAUAAUCUCUGCGCAGCUUGGCGGGAAAAUCAAGGUCUAUUGCUGGUUUCAGAGAGUACAUGGAGUCAUCUCAAGGCAAUUCCCUCUUCAUCUUCUACAUCAUUAUCAUCAUUAUCAUUAUCAUCACAUUCUUCAUCAUCUUCUUCUUCUUUUCCUUCUUCCACUAACGACGCUUUGCUUGAAAUUGGUGUAACCGUUAUUAAUGCCACUACAGGUCAAUUAACGGAGAGUGGUGCAUUUCAUCUUCGGCCUCAUGCCACUUCUCGAGUAUUGCAACUUCCACUCUCAGAAUUGCAAUGGUUAUUAUCUCAUCAAUUACUGAAAGUAACAGAACUGCAAGAGGAUCCAAAUGAACUCGCACGACGUAUUGUAGCAGGAACUAUUCCUGCAAAUCAAACCGGAAAAAGAUUAGAAAGACAAACCCCACUUCCAUGGGUGGCACAACUUCUUCAUACUAUUGGACAAGAUGAAGGAAAUUUCAUUGUGAGUUGUUUACCUUCUUCUAUACAUAUGGAUAAAAAUGAAAGUCAUGAUUUAAAUGCAUUAACCUCUAUUAGUAUUCCUGUUACUGUGCAAAAGUCAACUGUUGUGGAGUUACGACUAUCACUUUCACACAGUGCUCGCCAGCGGUGUAUGGCUGUUAUUGGACGUCUCAUUGCGCACGCAAAACGGCCCCAUGCGGCAACUUCGGAAAGAAAACAUAUGCAGAUGAGUGCAGAAUAUAAUGUGAGUGCGAAGAUGGAAAGUGCGAAACUGGAAGGACGACCACUGACAGUCCAACAACAAGAGCGGAAACUCUUUUCAUCAUCAUCAUCAUCAUCAUCAUUAUUGCUUGGUACUACUACUACUACUACUACUACUACUGUUGGGGAAAUACACCAGAGGAAGCAGGAAUCAAAGGAAGAGAAACAAAGAUACUUUGAAAUUUAA
Molecule: messenger RNA, 2892 nt
Organism: Trypanosoma theileri
Lineage: Eukaryota; Euglenozoa; Kinetoplastea; Trypanosomatida; Trypanosomatidae
Product: tRNA (cytosine34-C5)-methyltransferase
Exons: 1
Coding region: 1-2892 (963 amino acids)
Biological process (GO): RNA methylation
Molecular function (GO): methyltransferase activity
Source: RefSeq, a predicted model, not a curated record